This is a messenger RNA of Amoebophrya sp. A120, 1417 nucleotides long. The record is from the annotation of a GenBank genome assembly. Lineage: Eukaryota; Dinophyceae; Syndiniales; Amoebophryaceae.
CAGCGAUAGACCAACAGGAAUUUUUUCAUACUGUUGUUUUUCCGCAGCUUGAUCAUAGCGAAUGCGAAGGAGCCUCGUUUUGUUGCAGAAUGACAGAAAUUGCUGGACAACAGGACAACACCACACAGAGUGCGGCUUUUUCUCCCGACUUUGUUUCCCACUACCCGAAACUCCUGCUCGCCUUCGUGUCUCUGCAAGCGGUGAAAUGGGUAUUCGCCAUCCUCGAAGUGCUCGACGCCAUCGGCCCGGCCGGCUACGCAGUGAGGACCUCGACCCUCACGUUCGACGUGGCGUUGUGCCAAAUGAUGUACCUCGGCACGCUGCACUACGGGCUUCUGGAUUUUUCGAAGCUCAACGUCGUCUGCCGACUCGCCUUUCUGGUCAACGGCGGCUGUUGGCUGUUGCACUUCCUGACCGUCGACCGACCACGGUCCGAAGAGGAGGCCUUAGCGGAGAAAGUCACCGACGAAAGCAGUUUGCUCGCCACCGUGGACGCUUGCAUCUGGGCCGCGGUCUUCGGCGUGUCGGCGUGGGUCGGCAUCCAAGCGCUGAUUGUGGGACGGACUAAAUUGUGCGAAAAGUGGACGGCACGGACAGCCAACGGGAAACAGGGCACGGCAGAGACGUCGGCUCUUUCUGAAGCCAACAAAAUCGCUCCUGAGUCGGACGAGCAUGAGCAACAAGGUGGAGGUCUUCAGGCAACAGGCUCCGCCUCUGAAGCGGAAGAAUCGCUCACCGCCCUGAGCGACAAGUGCCUGCGCGUAUACAGUGUCGCGUUACUUAUCAUGGCCGCUAUUACGGCCUUCUGCGUUUGGAAUGCGGCCACGGCGGAAACGGAACACGAGGCGCAGGCGCGGAUUCAGAACGAAGCGGUGUUUAGUUUCAGCUACGUUCUGGGCAUGGCUUGGGGAAUGAAGGUCUUGCUCUUCGAUGCGUCCAAAGCCGGAACACGGCCGAGCGACUUAAUGAUGUCGGGAAGUUCUGCUGCUCCAAGGUCGGUCUACAUCGCGUCAGCCCUGCUUGUGGUGCUCGUCGCGAUUCCUGUAGUAUACGUCGUACUGGCGUUUUCGGCCGGAAUGCACAAUGAUGGGGAUGUAACGGGGGCACAGGAGAUCGUCGAAUGGGGGACGAGGUUGAAAUUCCAUCUGGCGCCUGCGCUCGUGAUUUUCUUCAUCGCAGCCUGGAACUUUGGUAUGAAGCCAUCGCAUCUGUGGAACACGGAGGGGAUGGAAACGCGAUUCCGACACAAAUGACUAACAUCGCGCUUCAAUUUCUGCAUUCUUCUGCGAAAUAGAGGUUGCCAGGGAAGCAGAAGCUUGGCCUCCACGCGCACAAAGCAGCGCCCCCGCGUGUCCCCCGUGUUCCGACUACACUUACGCCAAUUUCUGCAUUUUUCUACAACCAGGAGAUGAAAAGA